Molecule: messenger RNA, 2523 nt
Organism: Fusarium venenatum
Lineage: Eukaryota; Fungi; Ascomycota; Sordariomycetes; Hypocreales; Nectriaceae
Product: frequency clock protein
Biological process (GO): regulation of DNA-templated transcription; circadian rhythm
Cellular component (GO): cytoplasm; nucleus
Source: RefSeq, a predicted model, not a curated record
AUGCCUACAAAUCGAAACAGUCCACCAGGAAGCCCGCCAUCACCAGCCGAUCAUUCUCUCCAUAUCAAUUCCAUCACCAGCAGUCACGUAACAGGAUCAAAUGACCCACUAGAGCGGCACAAUGAAUGGAGCCAUAAUGCAAUCACUAACAACAAUGCCAUAAAUGUCAAUUUCCCCUUGCACCGAGAAGAAUUUAUUGCCUGGGAUGCAAAGAAGCCAGACUUGUAUGCUCGACACCAGGCUGCACCUUCUAUACCCAUCACGGCACAGACCAGUAGCGACCAUGACUACCGCGGUAUUAUCGACGAUUUAACAGUUAAGAUUCAACAGCUUAAGAGGGAACUCAAGCGAUACAAGAAACCGGGUCCUGCUCAGCUUUAUAAAGACGAGCUAUUUGAGAUAAGGGUUCAUGGGCUAUCCCAGAAGAAAAAGAGAGCACUCGAAGCCAUACUGGAAGAUUUUGCAACUAAUGUUGACGGGUCUCCAAAGGGGUCAUUAUCGCAAAAAAGAGCAAGGGUAUCGCCACACGACCGCAAUUACACAUACUCCGAAUCUGGAGUUCAUCGUAAACCUGCUCUUUCCUCUCGAGGUUCCAGCCUCCGGCCAACUGACUCCGCUUAUGCCUCCAUGUCGACUGGUGGGGAGUCUUCAAGGACCCCUCUUAACCACCACAUCUUGACUUCAACUCAAUCAUCAAAGGGCGAGGUUGAGGAUUAUCUGCGAGAUGUCCCGGACGGUCUGUACCCGCAACAUGCAAUCAUGACAGACAGGGAACGGAAGAGUCUCGUUGUUCGUCGUAUCGAACAGCUCUUUACAGGCAGAGAUUAUGUUGCUGAUACCUUGAAGACGCCACUUGUGCGGCCGGGUGGUAGCUUCAUCAUGGUGGGCGAUGUAGCGGAUGGACAGGUGACGGACCAAUCACCUACCCACGAACUACCUACUGAUAGACAUGAGACUAUCCGAGAAGCCAGAAUCCUUCCUCCAGAACAGCAACUUCAUACUCGGGGAAACGACAGUCAUUUAAGUAACUCUGUCUCACCUUUUAAUCCCUGCAAAGACAGCUUAAACACCGGAGCCAAUGAUGAAGAUUCGGUCUCUGGUACUAAGUCGUUCCCCCCACUCCUGCUUCUGCCAAAACAACGAGCAACGCGACCCUUUGAUCUGGACCCUGAUCGUGCUCAGGUUCCGUAUGAGAACAUGAAUUACAUCCGCCAUUUGGACCUAGUGCCGCCGCAGCUAUUAUCUGGACAGCAAGGUAGCCAGGGCGUCGACCUAGACGCUGAAGGCUGGGUGUCCUUGAACCUCUUGUACAACUUGGCGCAGCUGCACUUGAUCAAUGUGACACCAGACUUCGUUCGCUCGGCCGUAUCCGAAAACAGUACCAGACUCCAGCUAUCCACUGACGGGCAUAAAAUUAUAUGGCAAGGCGGAUCUAAAAAUACCAACUUCAGUAGCUACAGCUCUGACUACGACGCGCCAGAAACUCCUUUUGUCGGUAAUAUCGAUAAGUCGGAAAAGAAAAGGGAGCGCCAGAAGAUAAGCCGCUUUACAAACAAUGAACCCCAACUCGGCGGCUUAGGUAACGAUGCGCCUGCAUUUGAUCCCCAGGUUUGCGCUCGAGUCGAAAGUUUCCGGUACAAGCCAUUGUUUGCUCUGCAAAAUCAUUUGGGGCAUAUUUCUCGGGGCGGGUCGGUUUCCUCUGGUAUAGCUGCCGACAAUGAUAAAUCUGGCAAGUCAAGGUUGGGCCUGGAAAAUUUUGGAGGUUCGGCUGGCAGAUGGCAACACCACGAAGGUGCUAUCACAUACUAUAGCAACGCGCCUUUCUGCAUCGAUUUAGCAGGUGAUUCAACCAAUCUUUCACAAACUGCAUGCACAUCGUUAAACUCCAAAACUAAAGAGAAUCCUCAGCAACCAUCAGAUUCCGCUCGAUCUCCUCAACGAACAACAUCCAGAUCUUGCAUCAGCUACACGCCGCUAGCGGAUCAAUACCAGCAUCUGCGUCGGAGGAUUUCGGGCAAAGAUGGGAGUAAUAAUAAUGGAGUUCAGGAUCUGAUCACCGAUAGCAAUCAGCCAAGCAGCUAUAUUGAACUGGAUUCCGUUUGGAACGACGAUCAGCAAGACAUUGGGCAGCAGCUUUUGGAACCCUGCGGCCUUGGUGUUCUCCCUCAUGAUCAUUUUAGAGUAGUGGUGGAUACGAAGCGGCCGAAGCAAGACAUUCCACAGUCCUCUAAGCCUGAAUUUAGGAGGUCGAAAGAAAGCAUAAAAGGGACAAUUCAUCCAAAGGUGGCUACACGGAUUUCUGGCACUGUUUCUGGUGGUUCAGAAACAAAAGUAACCAAAGGAUCAUGCCCCAUUGGGAUUGAGUAUCUCUCAUGGCGCACAGAAAGAUUGGUACCAGUUCCACUGCCAUCCCCUGCCAGGUUCUUCCCACCGCUCAGCACCGAUAGCUCAAUGUCUGGCGAAGACAACGAUCUGUCUACAGCUGCAGAUGAUCUUGGGCCAUCAGAGAAGGAUGCAAGCUGA